Molecule: messenger RNA, 2268 nt
Organism: Rhagoletis zephyria (snowberry fruit fly)
Lineage: Eukaryota; Metazoa; Arthropoda; Insecta; Diptera; Tephritidae
Source: RefSeq, a predicted model, not a curated record
AUGGCAGUUGUUUUAUUUAUAAUUACUAUUCCGACACAAGCAGAAGAAUUAAAGCUGCGUAGUGAGUUACGAAGCAAAAAAUCUGAAGCAGGCGCUAAUUAUGUGGGCGAUGAUAAACUUAGUAUUUCUACACCGAUCACAACAGCAACAACAACCGCAACAACAUCUGCAACAUUAUCCAAUUUUUCCAAUGAAACAACAGCCACAGCAGCUGUUACCAUCAACGUACCGGAACAACUGGCAGGGAAUACCGAACAAACUGAUGUUGUCAGCUUGGGUGCUAAGAUGGAAAAUCCUUUAGCCGUCUUUACGCAUGAUCAACAACAAUAUAGCACAUUUCCGAAGCGUCGAAAAUCUGAUGCAAAUAUGUUCUUAAUUAGUGAUGCUGGACAUUUGCUGAGUAAGCGCCCUGCGGUACGAGAAGGUAGCACAGGUAGCGCUUCAGAUAGUGCAAAAGAUGUUGAGUUAGAAAAUGUGGAUGGAGCUCCAUUCAUACAAAAAUCUUGGGAAGGCUUACGUGAGAUUCUUACAUCUUCAAGUCGAAAGAGGAAUCGAGAUGCAUCACAAAUAAAUAUACCCAGUGACUCGUGCAUGGAGUGGGUGCUGCAUGAAAUUUUGAAAAAAGCACAAAUAUGUAAUGCAGUUUGGACGAAAGAUACCAAUGGUCGAACGUAUCAAGUAAUAUUUACAGUUGAGUUUAAUGAGAAUUAUGAAAAUUUAUUGGACAAACUUCACGAGUGGGGUAUUGGCGAUCGUGUUGGUUCCACUGUAUCCGUAAUGAAUUGCUUGGUCUCGAAAACCUCCAGACGAGAUACAGAAUGCGAUUUGCCGCAAGAAAACGAAGAAAUAAAUUUCAACAAACAAAAACAAAGUGUUUGGAAUAGUUUCAUGAACUCGGUAAGAAGUCGAUUGAAUGUUCAACAAAUCGUACGAGAUGUACGCCAAGAUGCAGCGAUUACAUUUGAUUUUCUCAUCUUGCUUAUAUCAGCAACCAUUUUGGCUGCCAUUGGUUUGGCCGAGGACAGUACCAUCUUUCUAGCUGCAAGCAUGCUCGUUUCUCCGUUAAUGGGUCCAAUAAUAGCAGCAAUUUUUGGUACCGCUAUCAAAGAUCCCGCUCUGCGUACUUUGGGCCUAAGAAAUGAGUUAAUAGGCAUUGUAAUUACCACAAUCGUUGGCUUUAUUUUCGGCAUAGUUAUCUGUUCGAUUGAUGAACGUUAUGGCAAUGGCGAAGGACUAACAGCUGAAAUGCUUUCACGCAGCGAAUUGCACUCCUUGCUGGUUGGUCUCUUUACGGCAAUACCUUCUGGUGCUGCAGCUGCUGUAGCUAUUUUGGGUGGUAAUAUUGGGUCGCUGGUGGGUGUAGCAAUAUCGGCGUCACUUUUGCCACCUGCCAUUAAUGCGGGCGUCCUCUGGGCCUUAGCGCUUAUUUAUACACUUUUCGAGACCGAUAAUUCUCGAUUUAAUCUAAUUGUAAAGUCCCGGACCUUUUCUGAUAAUCAAGCCACUGAAUUAGUCAUUUUGGGUGCCAUUAGUAUGCUGGUGACAAUUUCGAAUAUAAUCUGCGUAUACGUUAUGGGCGUUUUGGUGCUGAAAGUAAAGGAGAUAGCGCCUGCCAUUUCACGAAGCCAUCGCGAAUUUUGGAAACAUGACAUAAAAAUCGCGCGAGGCCUUCCCAAGAAAGGCAUCGAUACAAAUACCGCACUAAUCGAUGAGUUUGCCAAUCUUCCUCAAGAAGAUCAAAAAACAUUGGGUAUUGAUUAUAAUUUAUUACGGACAAUACGUUUGGAUGAUGCCUCCUAUCAAAACACUUGGUCUCCGAUAGGAAAUAGGCAGUUCUUUGAUAGAUCUGCGCUUGAUGUUAUAAGAGAGAACUAUUCAACUGUACAUCAAAUCGAACGUUUAUAUUCCACGAUGAAUCAACAACAGACCUUGCAAUAUAGGAGAAACCGUUUAAAUCGCCACCCAACAACGAUCGCAAGCAAUUAUAGCAAAACGUGUGAUGUAGUAGCAGGCAAUCUGCAACGCUGUGCAACAAUGCCCACUAAAACGAAUUGUCCCAUUAUUAACAUUCUGAAUGCAGUUGGCGAAGCAGAAUCAUCUACAGCUAAUCCAUCUUCACAAUCUUCAAUGACAAAUACGCCAACAUCCACUUUAGGCGAACGUAAACGGCGCAAAUUUACUGUAACACCGGCAGAGGAUCCAAUAAGGCUUGCUAUUAACUAUGACGAGAUGGAGGCUUAGAGGACUCGGCUGACAUGAAGGCAAAGA